AUUUGAUUAUGGUUUUUGUUUGUUUAUAAUUGCACCAUCGGUAAUUAGUAUAUGGCGUGCAAUAUGGAUGGAAAUGGAUUUACACGAAGACUAUUUUCCAAUGGCUCUAUCAUUUUGCUUUGGUGGAGCUUUAAAUUGCGGAUUUACGAUGACACGUGAUAUACAAAAAAUCUUUUUUGUUAAACGUUCGAAAACAAUUCGACAUCAAUUUGAAUCAUUUCUCUACCGUCGCUUCUAUACUUACUGUUUUUUGAUUGCUACUAUUCUACAUUGGCGUUCUGGAUGGUUAAUUUUGGAUAGUUUAAACGACUAUUUCCAUAAUAAAAAUGCAAAUGCCAUAGCUGGAAUCAUUUGUUGGAUUUUACUCGUAGUUUUUCGAUCAACACGUAAUGUUUUUGCACCGCCCUUAUUAAUUGCAUUGGAUACGGAAAAAUUAAGCUUUGUGUACCCAACAAGAUUUAAAACAGAUAACUGCCAUAAUUCAGCAAAUCGUUUGAGUUCUUUAUAG
Messenger RNA from Chrysoperla carnea, 508 nucleotides. RefSeq lists its product as uncharacterized. NCBI's taxonomy places the organism in Eukaryota, Metazoa, Arthropoda, Insecta, Neuroptera, Chrysopidae. The record is from RefSeq and is a predicted model, not a curated record. Bases 68 to 508 code for a protein of 146 amino acids. The transcript has 3 exons.